Malassezia vespertilionis is the source of this 159-nucleotide messenger RNA. RefSeq lists its product as uncharacterized. Lineage: Eukaryota; Fungi; Basidiomycota; Malasseziomycetes; Malasseziales; Malasseziaceae. The transcript is spliced from 2 exons. Bases 1 to 159 code for a protein of 52 amino acids. The record is from RefSeq and is a predicted model, not a curated record.
AUGGACGCGCUGCCGAUCGCGUGCCAGCAGGCGUACAAAAGCUUUGUCGACUGCAAGCGGUCCUUGCUGGAUAUGCGAAAACGCUUCCGUGGGAUUCCAGGUGCAGAGUACAGCACUUCGUCGACUAUGUACGCCGCGCUCGAUAAGCGCGGCGCAUGA